AUGGAAAGAUAUAUGGAGAGAUUUUGGAGAAAUUUAACGUUUAAGUAUUUUGUGGACCGUGCUCUUGAGCAAGAACAAAGAGAGUUUGAAGUCUAGAGUUUGUUUCCAUUCAAAAGGAUGAAUGAGAAUUCAGGAGGUCGUCAUGUGAAGAGCCGUAGCGUUGAUGACAGUUGUAUUCUCUACGAAAAACAGUCGAAAGACCCACAGAUAGGAAACAAGGAUGCUGCUCCUCCUCAAGCCAAAGAUAAAAAUCCAGAUAUGGAACAAAUGAAGGAAAGAUUUGCUAAAUUGCUUUUGGGAGAGGAUAUGUCAGGAGGAGGAAAGGGCGUCUCUUCUGCUCUAGCAUUGUCAAAUGCCAUCACAAAUCUUGCUGCUUCUGUAUUUGGUGAACAGUGGCGUCUGGAGCCUAUGUCACCAGAAAGGAAAGCAAGGUGGAGAAGAGAAAUUGGUUGGCUUUUGUGUGUGACUGACUACAUUGUUGAAUUUGUUGCCUCUCAGCAGAAAUCCAAGGACGGUGUGGAAAUGGAGAUCAUGGUGACAAGACAGCGAAAUGAUCUUCACAUGAGCAUCCCGGCGUUGCGAAAGCUUGACGCAAUGCUUAUAGGCUGUCUGGACAACUUCAAAGAUCAAAAUGAGUUCUAUUAUCUUUCAAGAGAUGCCCCUGAUUCUGAAAAAGGUGGCAGCAAGAGAAAUGAUAAAUGGUGGCUACCUACUCCCAAAGUUCCUCCAAAUGGUUUAUCAGAUGCGGCAAGAAAAUUUCUGCAGUAUCAGAAGGAUUGUGUGAACCAGGUGCUGAAAGCAGCCAUGGCAAUAAAUGCUAAUGUUCUAUCAGAAAUGGAGAUUCCUGAAAACUACAUUGAGUCUCUACCCAAGAACGGGAGGGCAAGCCUCGGGGACUUGAUUUAUAGGAGUAUCACAGUUGAAUUUUUUGAUCCUGACCAGUUUCUGUCCGCCAUGGACUUAACAUCAGAGCAUAAAAUCCUAGACCUGAAAAACAGGAUUGAGGCUUCUAUAGUGAUUUGGAAGAGAAAGAUGAACCAGAAAGAUGGGAAGUCUGGUUGGGGUUCUGCUAUCAGUUUGGAGAAGAGAGAACUCUUCGAAGAGAGAGCAGAAACUAUCUUGCUCAUUCUCAAGCAACGGUUCCCUGGAAUUCCUCAAUCUUCACUAGAUAUUAGCAAAAUUCAAUACAACAAGGAUAUAGGGCAGGCAAUUCUGGAAAGUUACUCAAGAAUUCUAGAAAGCUUGGCCUACACAGUCCUCUCCAGAAUUGAAGAUGUUCUGUAUGCUGAUUAUGUCACUCGAAAUCCAUCAUAUGCCGGACAGAAGAGGAACCCUUUAACAGAGACACCUCAAGAAAGCACAUCGCCGAUGGACGAGACAGCUUCUGAGGGACCCAAUUCAAUGACACUGUCAGAUUUCAUGGGUUGGACUAUGGAAUCAAAUGAUAGUGAUGCAAAGAAUGAGGCAGAUGAAAUUCCAGAUGAAGAAAUCGAAGGCUUAAAUUUAAAGUUAACAGAAAAACUUGCUAGCAUAGUAGCCAUCAAGAAACCUUCUUAUCUUGAGAACUUAGGAGGACAAAGAAGCCCUACAGCUCGACAUUGACAGCAACAAUAUGGAGAUAACAACAAACACAAAAGAGAGAUAGAGGAAUGAAAGCCUAAUAUGGGAAUAUGAAUUCUGUUGGAUCCUUUUUAUCAAAGAUUUUCUUAUUUUCAUUUACAUUCCUUCCUUUUGUAAAUAGGAAGAAAGCAUAUAAGUAUAAAAAAACUAUUGUAUAUGAAGCAUUUCAUACAUUCUUUCUUUUGUACAAGAAAUGCACAUGUAGUAUGUUAGACUCAAAGGUCAUUUUUUUG
Molecule: messenger RNA, 1853 nt
Organism: Manihot esculenta (cassava)
Lineage: Eukaryota; Viridiplantae; Streptophyta; Magnoliopsida; Malpighiales; Euphorbiaceae
Product: rop guanine nucleotide exchange factor 12
Exons: 8
Molecular function (GO): guanyl-nucleotide exchange factor activity
Source: RefSeq, a predicted model, not a curated record